CUGGCUUAAAGGCUUCACUAUCAGAUAUCAUCUGGAAACUAGUUAUAUAAGAGCAACUGCUACCUCUACACAGUGGUCAGUCCUGGACAUGGAAGAGCAGGGGAAGCCACUCAAGAUUAUCAUUGUGGGAGGAGGGCUGGUGGGUUCCCUAAGUGCCUGUUAUUUCGGCAAGCGUGGACAUGAAGUGCACCUCUACGAGUACAGGCAAGAUAUCCGCACCACAGAACUCGUGCAGGGGAGAUCUAUCAACCUGGCAAUGUCUGCUCGUGCUCGUGCAGCCCUGCGUGAGGUGGGGUUAGAGGACACCAUGCUGCGUCAUGGUAUCCCCAUGCACGCUCGCAUGAUCCAUGGGCUAGAUGGCUCAUUGCAUCAGAUACCAUAUGAUGCCAGGGGAAAACAGAGUAUUUAUUCUGUCGGCCGCAAGUAUCUCAAUGAAGUGCUUUUGACAGCUGCUGAGAAGUUCUCCAAUGUCAAGAUUCACUUCGAGCACAAGCUGGUCCACACUCGUCUAGAAGCAGGUUUAGUCACGUUCAAAAGGACUGCACUGAAUGACGAGUACACGGACCACGCAGACCUGGUAGUAGGAGCUGACGGAGCUUACUCAGCUGUGCGGGCACAGUACAUGAAGAGACCAAUGUUUGACUACAACCAAACCUACAUCCAACACGGUUACAUGGAACUCUGCAUCCCUCCCACCCAGGAUGGACAGUUUGCCAUGAAGCCGAACUAUCUGCACAUCUGGCCGAGAGGGUCAUUCAUGAUGAUCGCCUUGCCCAACCAAGACUGCUCUUGGACUGUUACACUGUUCAUGCCAUUCUCUCAGUUCUCCGCUCUUGAUUCUCCUGUCCGCCUCCUCAACUUCUUCCACACCCACUUCCCUGACUCCAUCAGUCUCAUAGGGAAAGAGAAGCUCGUUCACGACUAUUUUGCUGCUUCACCGUCCAACCUUGUCUCUGUCAAGUGUGGGCCCUACAAUGUUGGCAGCAGUGCUGUGCUAAUAGGGGAUGCAGCUCAUGCUAUGGUGCCAUUCUAUGGGCAAGGAAUGAAUGCAGGAUUUGAAGACUGCCAGUUGUUGGACAGGAUACUGACAGAGAGUGGGUGGGACUUGCAGACGGCUCUACCCCAGUUCUCUUCUUUCCGCAGACCUGACGCUCAUGCCAUCUGUGAUCUUGCCAUGUACAACUAUGUUGAGAUGCGUGACUUGGUGACCAGGCAAAGUUUCCUGUGGCGCAAGAGGCUGGACAAUGCCCUCUACUGGAUGUUCCCGUCACUCUGGGUUCCACUCUACAACUCUGUCACCUUCUCGGACAUGAGGUACAGUCACUGCGCGAGCAACAAGCGCUGGCAGGACAAGAUGGUGUCCAGAGGGUUGCGAGUGGCCUGUGUCUUCCUGUGUCUUACCACAGUCUACUGCAGCGUUUCUUGGUGGCCUUCACUGCGUCAGACUCUUCAUCCUCACUUUACCAGUGUUUUUCUCUUUUCUCCGUUAUUGUCGUAAUCUCUCAGUCUGCAUUAGAACAAUCACAAAUGUUUCAAGCAAUACAGUUUAUAACAAAAUUUGAUUCUGGUUAUUGGCAAAGGGUAGAUAUAAAAAAUUUAAGCAUUGGUGGAGGCAUUUUGCAAUUCCAUGAGA
Molecule: messenger RNA, 1633 nt
Organism: Homalodisca vitripennis (glassy-winged sharpshooter)
Lineage: Eukaryota; Metazoa; Arthropoda; Insecta; Hemiptera; Cicadellidae
Gene: cn
Product: kynurenine 3-monooxygenase
Exons: 11
Coding region: 89-1498 (469 amino acids)
Biological process (GO): L-tryptophan catabolic process; quinolinate biosynthetic process; NAD+ metabolic process
Cellular component (GO): mitochondrial outer membrane
Molecular function (GO): FAD binding; kynurenine 3-monooxygenase activity; NAD(P)H oxidase H2O2-forming activity
Source: RefSeq, a predicted model, not a curated record